GCGCGGUGCCCCUGGUCACGUGUCGCGCGGCGGCGGCGGCGGCGCCAUGGCGGUGAACUACAGCGCCAAGGAGGAGGCGGACGGGCACCCCUCGGGCGGCGUCGGGGUGCCGGGCGGCGGCGCGGUGGGCGGCAGCGGCGGGGGCGCCGUGAAGACCCGCAAGCCCGACAACACCGCGUUCAAGCAGCAGCGGCUGCCGGCUUGGCAGCCCAUCCUGACGGCGGGCACGGUGCUGCCGGCCUUCUUCAUCAUCGGCCUCAUCUUCAUCCCCAUCGGCAUCGGCAUCUUCGUCACCUCCAACAACAUCCGCGAGUACGAGAUUGACUACACGGGAACAGAACCUUCUAGUCCCUGCAACAAAUGCUUAAAUGUGUCCUGGGACAGCACACCCCCUUGUACAUGCACCAUCAACUUCACACUGGAACAUUCAUUUGAGAGCAAUGUAUUCAUGUAUUACGGACUUUCCAACUUCUAUCAAAACCACCGUCGUUACGUGAAAUCUCGAGAUGACAGCCAGCUAAAUGGAGACAACAGUUCACUACUUAAUCCGAGUAAGGAAUGUGAGCCUUACCGCACAAAUGAGGACAAACCCAUUGCUCCUUGUGGAGCUAUUGCCAACAGUAUGUUUAAUGAUACACUGGAGUUGUACCGCAUUGAUAAUGACACAAGGACUCCGAUUACUUUGAUCAAAAAAGGCAUUGCCUGGUGGACAGAUAAAAAUGUAAAGUUCAGGAAUCCUACAGGAGAUGGAAACAACUUAACUGCGCUUUUCCAAGGCACAACAAAACCUGUGAACUGGCCCAAGCCAGUGUAUAUGCUGGACUCAGAGCCUGACAACAACGGCUUUAUCAAUGAGGACUUCAUAGUGUGGAUGCGCACAGCUGCUCUGCCAACAUUUCGCAAGCUCUAUCGUCUCAUCGAAAGAAAGAAUAACUUUCAGCCUACCUUACAGGCUGGAAAAUACUCUUUGGAUAUUGCAUACAAUUAUCCUGUACACAGUUUUGAUGGACGAAAAAGGAUGAUCCUAAGCACUAUCUCGUGGAUGGGAGGCAAAAAUCCCUUCCUGGGAAUUGCUUACAUCACUGUUGGGUCCAUAUGCUUCUUCUUAGGAGUGGUACUGCUGUUCAUUCAUCACAAAUACGGCAAUCGGAACACUAGUGCAGACAUUCCCAAUUAAUCUUGCAUUCGGAAAAUAAAUGUACUGCAUGUGCAUCAAGGCCAGUCCAGAAUGGACCCAGUUUUUGAAAGACAAACAUCUGCUUCUGUCAUUUCUGAGACUGGGUGCAUAAUUUUUACCUAAAGCUCCCCUUUCUCAUACCGUGGAUAAACUCUUGAAAAUGACGGGUGUACAAUUAGCUCAAUUGAUUGUAUCUCUGCCUAUGUCAGAAACAAUUUUUCUGAUGUUUGCCUCUAACUGGGCAGGCCACAUGAUGCAUAUAGCUCCUGUUCCCUUGAUGCAUCUGCUGCUUGUUCACGUGCUAUGUAAUGUCGGUAUGAUUCAGUACAUUUAGAUUGUGUGGAGAAAGAUGGUUAUAAGAUACUGUAAAUUGUUGACUUUCCAGAAUUCAGGUGUCAGUGCUGUUGGAAGAAGUCAAGUCUUAAAUGUUUUCUUCGAUUUACUGUCUUGUGUGCAUGGGCUCCUACAUUUCUUGCUGAGAUUUUAAUAUAUUUAUACAAGUUGUUAAAUAUUUUUCCUGUGUCCUACCCACCUCUGUUAUAUUAAAUCCUUUAAGUGCUCUGUAAACUUCAGCACUCUGGAUUCUUUGUAUAUUUACAAUAUAUGUGCCUGGCCAGUAAACGAGCAUUCUAUGAAAAUACCAGAAAACCUAUUUGUUAAUUAUCUGCGUGAUGCCCUUUAAAAGAUUGUUCUAAAUCGGGACAUACUUGUUGCAGGUAUAAUAUAUUUCUUACACUCUUUGCUUUAAGUCCUAUCCAAUACUAGUUCAAUUUUUGCUGGUUUUGCUCUUUAUGAGCAGCACCAAGCAUUGAUCAAGAAGAACUUAAAAGAUUUUUUUCCAGUAAUACCUUGGGGUGAAUUCCUUUUACUGGGGUGAAUUCCUUUUACUGGAGGAGUUUCCUAAUUUUUUUAAAGCAUACAUAUUCUGAGCAGGCUUUGUUUUAAGGGAACUGUAUACUUUUUCCUUAUUUGUAGUGAACACCACAUUAAUUUUUUGUGGUGUUAAGGAAGUAAAAGUUCAGAAGUUUAGAUGGCAGUGACAUUUUUCCCUGAAAUGCAGAUUUAGCUUGCUGUGGAACAUAAUUUAAAUAUUGCAGAUAGAUGCAAUGUGCAGGUUAGAGUCUUAAAUUACAGAAGGAUUCACCUUUAGGUUAAUUAAAAGUUAACUGCACCCUAUAAAAUAUUACUUUUUGGUGACUUUUUUUUUUUUAGAUGAUGCACAGAAACUGUAAUGUAUAUGGUGGAGAUCACUUUAUAUGCAACUAGCUUGAUAAAGUAUGGAGUAUAUUAAAAGAGACCUAAUAAAUUCUGCAAACCAUUUA
Messenger RNA from Poecile atricapillus (Black-capped chickadee), 2499 nucleotides. RefSeq names its product transmembrane protein 30A (gene CDC50A). Gene Ontology annotation, cellular component: endoplasmic reticulum; Golgi apparatus; plasma membrane. The record is from RefSeq and is a predicted model, not a curated record. The transcript has 7 exons. Gene Ontology annotation, biological process: phospholipid translocation. The coding region runs from base 47 to 1177 and encodes 376 amino acids. Lineage: Eukaryota; Metazoa; Chordata; Aves; Passeriformes; Paridae.